UGCCCUCCUUUGUUUUCUCUGCAGGUGUGUAUGAGAGAACAACAUUCCUGACCCACCCACACCAACUGGCUGAUCCUACUUAAGUUGCACCGGACAACAAGUGUAAAUGUUUUAGGUCAGGUCAUAGGUGACCUCUUGGGUUGAUAUUCAGCCUUCAUCUUGUGACUCAUACAUAUGUUUUGAAAGCCAGAAUAGUGUGUGCAGCUCCACAGAUAUUAUGUGAACAAAUUAUGAAUCAGCAAGUCUAAUUUGUUUUGCUGCAAUAUUUAAAGUGUAGUUGUGUGAUCAUUGCCUACCAAAUGGUAUACUUGCAUAAGCAUAUUGAAAGGAAUUAAUGUGCCUUGUAAUGAAACUGUGGGUGUGUUGACAACAUCAUGAAUUCCUAUGACAUAUUCAAGAAACUAACCAAAGGAAUCAAGUUUGAUCAUAAAAGAUUUAAAGAUGACUUCAGAAAGCUUGGGCUCCAGCCAUCAUCAGCAGUGCCAGCUGAAGUUAUUGCGCCCUUGCCUGAACAUAUGGAGGACAACAUAGAACAGGAAGACCAGCAGGGAGGAAUAGAAAAGAAGACCAAGAGAAGAAAGAAGAGAAAGAAUGAUGAGCAGAAGCAGUUAAUGUUACAGCAACAAGAGAUAAGGCGGCAGCGGCGGCAGUUGGGGAUCCAGGUGUGGGGCCCAGAUAUUCCAGCACCCUUAGAGAAAUUCUCACAACUUGUCACAGACCACAAUGUGAAUAGCAAGCUGGUAGCCAACCUUGAAGCUCAGGGCCACUCCGUGCCUACCCCAGUGCAGGCCCAAGCCUGGCCUCUCAUGUUGCAGCGCCGCCACAUCCUUGCCUCAGCCCCCACUGGCUCAGGCAAGACUGCAGCCUUCCUGAUUCCACUACUGCAGGCACUUGGAGGGCCAAGGAAAAAGGGCUUCAGGGCUGUGAUUCUCACCCCCACUCGGGAAUUGGCCUCUCAGAUUCACAGGGAGUGCAUGAGGCUGAGUGAAGGGCUGGGCAUCCGAGCUGUUGUUAUUGCCAAUGUCACCAAGGCAAGGCAAAAGUACGGCCCACAGUCUUCACAAAAGUUUGACCUGCUGGUGACAACACCUAACCGCCUUGUUCAUCUGCUGAAGGAAAGUGAUGAAGGUCCACCUCUCUCCCUAGCUAAUGUGGAGUGGCUGGUGGUUGAUGAGAGCGACCGGCUCUUUGAAGAUGGCCAGCGGGGUUUCCGAGAUCAACUGGCUGCAGUGUACCAGGCAUGCACUGGCACUUCAGUCACCCAGGCCUUAUUCUCAGCCACCUUUGCUCAGUCAGUUCAAGAUUGGUGUCGCCUCAACCUCCACAACAUGGCCAUGGUCUCUGUUGGCCUCAGAAAUUCUGCAUCUGAGGAUGUAGAACAACACCUUCAGUUCUGUGGCAAUGAAGGCGGCAAGCUCCAUGCACUCAGGGAUAUUCUGAGGAAGGGUUACGAGCCUCCAGUGCUGCUGUUUGUUCAGACCAAGGAGCGAGCAAAGGAGUUGUUUCGGGAGUUGAUUUAUGACAACAUUACUGUGGACACUAUCCAUGCUGACCGAACGCAGAAGCAGCGGGACAAUGUGGUGGCAGCGUUCCGUGAGGGCAAGAUCUGGGUUUUGAUUUGCACUGAGUUGAUGUCCCGAGGUGUGGACUUUAAAGGUGUCAAUCUGGUCAUCAACUAUGACUUGCCUCCCACAACGAUCAGCUACAUCCACCGUGUUGGCCGUACGGGUCGUGCUGGCCGCCAGGGCCAAGCCAUUACCUUCUGGACCAUGGAGGACCGUCCAAAGCUCAGAAGCAUUGCACAUGUGGUGCAGAGCUCAGGCCAGCAAGUGCCUCAGUGGAUGUUGGACCUUAAAAAGCCCACCAAGAAUGAGAAGCGACGGAUGACAAUGCAGCAGCCGGAGCGUGGCCACGUGUCUCGCGCAGUGCAACACGAGAAGGUGGCAAAACGCAGAAAAAAGCAGAUGUUGGAGAAACACAAGAAGAUGAAGAUUGAGAGCAGCGAAGCAGCGUAGAUUUUUCUCUCACAAUUGAUAACAUGACAUAAUACAAAAUGAAAUAUAUAUUUCAAAAUUGGGAUAAGUGUUUUUUUAAUUGUCAAUACAACUUCAAAAGAAUUAUCAUAGUUGAAUAUUUUUAUUUUGUGCUGCAAAAUGUGAUACAAUAUAAGAAUACAAAAUAUUUAAAGAAAUGAA
This is a messenger RNA of Portunus trituberculatus (swimming crab), 2195 nucleotides long. RefSeq names its product probable ATP-dependent RNA helicase DDX52 (gene ais). Bases 375 to 2015 code for a protein of 546 amino acids. Gene Ontology annotation, molecular function: RNA helicase activity; nucleic acid binding; ATP binding. The record is from RefSeq and is a predicted model, not a curated record. Gene Ontology annotation, cellular component: 90S preribosome. Gene Ontology annotation, biological process: maturation of SSU-rRNA. NCBI's taxonomy places the organism in Eukaryota, Metazoa, Arthropoda, Malacostraca, Decapoda, Portunidae. The transcript has 14 exons.